Bemisia tabaci is the source of this 6453-nucleotide messenger RNA. RefSeq names its product enhancer of yellow 2. The record is from RefSeq and is a predicted model, not a curated record. Gene Ontology annotation, molecular function: transcription coactivator activity. NCBI's taxonomy places the organism in Eukaryota, Metazoa, Arthropoda, Insecta, Hemiptera, Aleyrodidae. Gene Ontology annotation, biological process: mRNA export from nucleus; positive regulation of DNA-templated transcription. Gene Ontology annotation, cellular component: nuclear pore; SAGA complex.
CAUAUUAUUGUUUUUGUUUCAAAGCUUCGUCGUCCGUCGAAAAUUUGUGGCUUUUAGCUUUUUAUCUUUUUAUCUCUAUUAUCUGAAACAGUCAUGCCCAAAAUGAUUCUUCUUUAUUUCGAAUAAUACUUGCGGUUAGCAUCAUUUCGCGUCCUGUGUAUUCAGUUGAUGAAGAAAGUGCCCCUGAAGCCUCCUGAAGGUGUUGUUUGCUGUUCCUGUGGAUGCUUUGCAUGAAACGAAGUCCUAGUUACCAUCAAAUUAAGUGAAGUACUUCUCUUUUGCAUAUCUCUCAGGGCCUGGCGUGGCGUUUGAUUAUAUUUGGACAGGUCUUGCUUGCAGUGGCACAACUGCAAACAGCCCAAUUAACAGCUGUCACGUUACUGCAUUUCUGACCUCCGAGUAUUAGAGACCGGCAAGAAAAGAUGUCUCAAAGUUCUCCAAGGAAUACUGCCUAUGUUGAUUUGAUGCAAACGGGUGAUUAUGACAGAUUUCGAGAACUAUUAAAAAAGCGUCUAGUAGAAUGUGGCUGGUGCGACCAAAUUCAAGUGAUAUGUAGAGAAAUCGCAAGGGAAAAAGGCCCAGGAAUCACUGCUCAACAACUAAUGGACGAAGUUGCAGUCAAAGGAAGAGCCCUUGUGCCGAAUUCAGUGAAACGAGAACUUUUACAGAAAGUUAAAGAACAUCUUCUCAAAGAAGCUGGAUACUAUGAUAAUGAAUUAAAAAAGAAAACAGAAACUGCAGCGGAUGAAAGCAUGUCUUAAAGAAACAAACAUUUUGUGAGAUGCUCAGGGGUUCAGUAAUAAAACAUCCCUCGCCUAUCAUUUGACUCAGCUGUCUGUAGAAUGGCUUUUAAUAAGUUGAUGAACUUUUGUAGCAUUUUUAUUAAUUUCUGUGAUCUUAGUCAGUGUAUUUAUUUUUAUUUAACUCAAUUACAUAAUUUAUUAUUAAUUUUUUAAGUAAUAACACAAUAGAAUAAAUUUUUGUUAAAGCAAAAAAGUAAACCCCAUUUAUUUCUACUUUUUUUUAAUUCAAAUGAAUUUUUUAUGGGGUUAUGUCAGGUUAAGAGUUGUGAGAAUUCAAAUCCAUUCAAGUCAUCGUCAAUGGAAGUAUCUAAGUGUAGUGCACCUUUAUCAGGAAAUGGAAGAUUUCUUAAAGUCUAAUACUAGUCGAUUUUAUUGACGGAGGUUUUGUCAUGUUCUUGAAUUCUCUUUAAAAAAAUUGCCUACGAAGGAUGGCAAAUUUGUAAAGAUUGGAUAAAAAAAAAUCAGAUAGCUCUAGAUGCUGUAACCUUUGUGAGCGGCACAUUACUCCUUUGAAAAAACUGCAGUUUGGUCAUUUAAGCAAGAUAUUAUAUUUCAGAUUCUCAGUAUAGACAUUUUGUGUGUAGGUAAAACUGAAAUCAUAAAUCUGCUUUAUAAAUGAUGUGCAUUCUGUGAAACGUCUCUUUUCUCUAAAUACCCACGAGGUUUUCAGUCUCUUCAAUUGUUUGUCCUCAUGAAUGCCAGUGCAGUUAUUUCACAUAUGUCUCAAAGGAGCUCUCAAAGAUGCCCUAUUUCAUCCUAUAUCUGUUCAUCAUUUCUUUUUUAGCUUGACUAAAUCUUCCCUACUUUAUUUUCUUGCAGAUGCUCCAAAUAAUUUUUGAUCAAUUGAGGCUAGUUAUUAAAGGUUCAAUCGAAAGUAUUUAUGGUAGUUUUUGCAGGAAAACAAAAAAAGCGCAUGGGAAACUAUUUAUUCCAAUCCUAGGAAAAUAUGAAAUCUGUGAAAUACUCAAUGAGCUGUUUUGGAGAAAACCCUCCGCUGAAUGAAAAGAAAUAAAACUAAGUUUUGCGGAAUAUGCGAUUAUGAUUGAUUGCUGGUCGCCGUGUCAGAAAUCAAGUCUGUAUGAUUUCUUUCAUGUUCAACAAAUUUGCAAUAUCGAGAGCGGUCGAUCAACUUUCUUGUGUUUGAGGUUUCUUCCCAUCUUUUCUAAAUUCUUUAUUUUGAAAUCAUCCAAAGAAUUGCUUGUUAUUCACAGAGAUCAUUACUGUCGCAGGUUUUGCAGAGCGCAAGGCUACUAAUAGACCAUGCAUCUGUAACGUGUGUGGUCUCAGUUACAAAACUCCAGCUACUCUGUAUCAUCACCAAUUUGUUCACACAGGCGAAGCAUCAUGUUAUCUCUGCGGCAAAAAGCAGUCCACCAAAACGAACUAUCGAAGACACCUAAGUCUGGUUCAUAACCUUAAUUUAUAUCUUAAGUAGUUAACUCCCGAGGCUGUACUGCAUACCUCUUUUCUAAAUCUGAAGUAAUAUUAUAAAUUUGUCAAUUUAUAUUUAAAAUAAAAAUGGUUUCAAAUUCAUUUAUAUUGUUACGUUAGUUACUAUUCAUUUUAAAUAUUUUGAUACUUACUUCGUGUAAAAUAGAACCAGAAAAGACUCUGUAAACAUGGAAGUUGAGUGAAAACAGUGUAAGCGGCUACCUACUUGAAAAAUAUCGGUAUGUCUCCUUCUAUGGUAUAAUUUUUCCGGUGUGUCCCUUCAAUGUAAUUAGAUUAUGAGAUGCGAUCAGUCAAUUAUCACUAAGAACAUGAUUUCUUUCAGAUCAAAUAAUUCUCCAUGUAGAACGAAUGUUUCUCAGUAUUCUUCUCAUAGAAACACAAGGAAGAUUAAAGUGCAUUCCAAUCAUAAAUGAGUUCACUUCGUUCAUUCUACUCUGAAACCUCUCUAAUGACAGAUAACACUGUCUUUGACAUUCAUGUUUAAUUGAAGUCAAAGUUGUUUUUUUCCUUCAGAUGUUUGUCAAAAGUCUCAUGAAAAGAUCAAGAAUCCUCUCCUCUUUACAGCUGUUUUUCUUUUGAAAAUUUCCGCACUUUGUGAUUCCAUUCGAGCAAUCCAGAAUAGAUGUAAGUUAGUAGUUUUGGUUUUCUACUCUCCCCACCAUUUCUCAUCUCCUGUUUCCUGCGGCUGUGUGAAUUUCUUCUAAUUUUACAUUUGCGUUUACUUGUUUGAACUCUGAAAGUUACACAAGAAUCAACAUUUUUAAUUGCAUUGGAUCUGUCUUCAUUUUUGAACCUGUUUUCUCUUGUCCAUGAUUGAUCAUGAAAUAAUUAAUCGUCUUGUUUUUUUCCCAGGAGUUAAACGUUAUGUGCCGUCAAGCAAGUUGUUUUGCCCCAUCUGUCUUCUCCAGUACAAGCAUGAAAAAGACAUACGUGAUCACAUGAAAUUUCAUGAAGGGAAAACUUACUGCAACAUUUGCAAGAAGGCUUACUCUACUGGUUCAAAUUACAAACAGCAUCUGGUACUGAAACAUGGAGUCCGGUAAUAAUGUGUGACUGUUGGUAGAAAUUGCUCUUGCGUUCUCUCACAAUAGUGCAUUUAUCUAAGUAAGUAUUCUCUAAAUUUAGAUAGCAGGGCAUCUAUAUUUAGCUGACGGUUAUCACAAGUAACAUCCAUACAAAUCUAUCUGUCUAAUUAUAUCUGUAAGCUUUAAUAUCUAUUUCUACUUUUUUCAUUUCAUGUAGUCUUCCAUGAAAAGCAAGUGCUCCAAAAUUAGUUCCAAAACAUCAGACAGUACGUUGCAAAACUACAUAAAAGUAAGAACUAAUCAGUCCAAUCUCAUAGGUAUGUCUCCUUUUUUGUUACCCUUUGUUAAAGAAGAAAAAUUCAGAAAAUGCACUCAUGCUGUGAUAAAUGCGCAGACUACAAAAAACUGUCCUUUUUACUUGCCGACACCCUUUCUUUCAAAUCUUUCUUUUUUUUCAUGGAGUGUGAUUAAAAUUCAAUGACCAUUGUUUCCAUUCAUGUGAGAAUCUUCUGCCAAUUGACCAGCCGCAUGUCCUUGCAAUGCAUGAUAUAUUUUAACAUCGAAGGUCGUUGUAAACUCUCUUAAAUGUUAUGGCAUUCACCCUCCUCAGUUAACGAUGCCUCUCCUGCUUGCUAUGUUUUACUAUAAUAAAAGUGUCUCCUAGCCCUAUUUUUUUUGGGGGACUCAUGUUUUAGCAUCUUGCACCUCUCAAGGGGGUUCUUUAUUUGAUGUCUCACAGAUUUAUCCUUGAAGAAACCAUUCCAGUGUAAAAUUUGUGGAGCUCGCUACAGAAACCCCAAUUCUCUGAGCCGUCACAAAGCCGUACAUACUGGAGAACUUUUCUGUUCUUACUGCAACAAAAUGCAGUCGACAAGACAAAACUACUUGCGGCAUUUAUUGAUGGUUCAUGGAGUCUCAGCCAAGCAAAGAACCAAUAGAUCUCUGAUUUAAUAAAUAUGAACGGCAGAAUUACAAUAGUGUAUAGUACUUAUGACACGUUUGUUAGAGAUCAUAAUCGAACUCAAUUUUUUUAAGUUUAUAAUAUCAAAACACUGUAAUAGCUCAAAGUUUUUCAAAUGACUCAUACAUAAUGUUUUGUAAAAUUUUUAGAAGAAAAAACCACUUUCUGAAUACUUACUCUUGUCAUGAGAGAAAUAUGUUAUGCUGAUUUUUUUAACCCAAAUGUUUAAUGUAUUCUUGAAUCAAAAAGAAUGUUUUUAUUAUUCCAUAAUUCUUUUGAAAAAGUAUUCAUAAAAAGAUUUUAAUUAAAAUUGUACAGGAUCAGUCAAAAUUGGCGAUUUUUGCCUAAGCUCAGAUCUGCCUCAAAUUUUCAUCUGCUGUUAAUCCCUCGUCAAUGACAAGCCUUUUUCUGAAGAUCCGUCUUAAUUUUUUUGUGGUAUAAUUAUAAAUAUUCUAGAAUAUGUUACUCAAAAUUUUGACCUCUUUAUUUUUUGCUAUUUUUUUAAAUAAAAAAACGAAUGAUGUAUUUAUUGUUAUUAAUUUUUUGUAAUUAACUUGAAACUCCCCAUUGUCUCCUGUGUGAGGGUAAACACCAAUAAUCACUGAGAGUCUUCUUUUUGCUAUGAAAAAUUUCUCGGGUGCACUUCUUCCUCAACCACAUCCAUAAUAAAUAUUCAUAAUGUUAAAAUAACUAUACAAAAGUAGACUGAAAGAAUUAUUAAACUGUUUGCUCUGUUGAAGAUGUUAGUGUGGGAGGAGGCUAAGGAGUGAAUUUCAAGACACCUAUUCAUCCUUGAAAAGAUGGACCUAAUGUAGCCUCCUUCUCUCUCAAAAAUCUUUAAAUUUUUCACAACAAAAUUUUGUAAAUACUUUGUUUAAUAUCUACCUCCUUUGUCACAACAGGAAUUUUAUACCUAAUGUAAACAUGUCAACUCAAAAGUUAAACAAACUUGUUAUUUAGCGCUCCUCUUGUCCUCAGUUCUUUUUUCAAAAAUGAUUGUAACAUGCCACUUUUAAUAGUGGCUAAUCUUUUUUUUUUUUCAAUAUGUCUAGAACUGAGAAUGCCGGAACUUAGGUACCGGUAACUAAUUUCUGUUCUCUCAAUAGUUUGCUUGCUUCCGUUUAAUGUGUAUGACUUCACUCACAUGUUUAACUCUGUCCUGUUUUAGACCCUCUGCAGUUACCAGAUGGCAAACCUUUCCAGUGCUCCAUCUGCGGGCUACGUUACAAGCACCAAGUUUCGUUAAGCCAGCAUAAAAUAAUGCAUACUGGAGAACUAUUUUGUUCCUUCUGUAAUAAAAUGCAGUCAACACGGCGCAACUACAAACGACAUCUAUUAAUGGUACAUGGUGUCAACUCUUAAUAUGUUGGACGUCUUUCAAGGUGAUUCUGUACAGUACUUUUGAAGUUCCUUAGAAACUUUUGGAGACUUCUCCAUCCUGAAGUCUUGAUUUUUAAGCUGUUAUGUUAGUAGUUUAUUAUCUUCAAAAAUUAUCUGGUAUUUGUUACGCCUUAUGGCCAAGAUAUGAUUAUGUGUCCUACUUAUUUAAGGAACACGUUUUUCUAAUAGAACUCGAUUCCUUAUCAAUACUUGGAGGAGGCUCAGGGGCUGAGCUUCAAGAUAUCUUCUUCCAUUUUCUCUCAAAGAUUUUAGGAAGUUAUGGUGUACUGGGGAAAAUCUAGCGUCCUCAUACAGCAUAGUGCUCUGUCUCAAGUUUUCUUUGUUUAUUUGUUUAGACUUUACUUAGACAGUAGCUUUUAAUUUAACUUGGUGUUAACAGUUGCAUCUUUUUUUAACUAAAUAAUUCGUCCAAAAUGUUCGAAUAAAUUAUGAGGUUCUUGAAACUAGACUCGACCCGCCAGUCUUGGACUCCCAUUUUAUCUUAGAAUAGCACCUCCUUCUUUAGAAUCUUGUGCUGGCAAGCUUCUUUUUUAAAGUAUGAAAACUGAACUUCUUUUAACUUUCUAGUAGUUAUUCAUAGUCUACACUCACAGGCAUUAUUUUUGUCAUUUGUCCUGGAUGAAUACAAGUUUUUUCUUUUAUCUAAUUACUACUCACUAAUGCUGGAAGUCUUGAAUUUCUCUUGUCUUUUUAUGCUGUUUUUUCUUGCUAAUUUAAAAUUGUCUUAGAAAUGUCUGUAGUGAAAUGUAUAAUAAAUUUCAAGGUCAAGGCUGUACAGGUAUGAAUAAAGUACAAUAUUGCAAGCAGCAAA